Molecule: messenger RNA, 3046 nt
Organism: Aspergillus homomorphus CBS 101889
Lineage: Eukaryota; Fungi; Ascomycota; Eurotiomycetes; Eurotiales; Aspergillaceae
Product: beta-glucosidase
Exons: 2
Coding region: 495-2957 (820 amino acids)
Biological process (GO): glucan catabolic process
Molecular function (GO): beta-glucosidase activity
Source: RefSeq, a predicted model, not a curated record
GUGGACCACUCCAAUACCUCCAAUGCUACGUCAUUUAAUCUUCUCCCGUCUCGGUAGAUCUUCGGCAAAAAGUUAAGCUGCGGCCCGAACUUGGAGAGGGAUUGGAAACGAGGCCGGGUCGUGACAGACAAUGUGAAAUGUGGAGUGUGGAGUGUGGAGCGCAUUGGAGUCAACGACUCGGCACGAGGUCCAUCCCCGGCUUUGAGGCACAACACAGACCAUAGACAGUCCGUGCGGACUGUGCAGACUGUGCAGACAGCACUGUACAACCCUGGCGACUGACAGAUGAUGCAGGUUGGACAAGUUCGACCUCCACAGUUUUUCUCCGCACUCUCAAUCUCGGGUCAUCGCCUAGUCUCGUGCAACGGUUGUAGAAGAGGUAUAUAAGAUGGGCCAAAGUCCCCCUCAACCCAUUGCAAUUCGAUCCAUCCCACUCCAAACCUCAACAAUAACGCCUGAUCUGGAUUCAAGGGCCAUAUCCCCCGUUCCCCGCGAUGAAGGUCCCUACCGUCUACGCCUUACUCCUGUCGGGAGCACUGCUGAUUCCGGCGGUGGAUGCCAGCACUUGCGAGGUUCCCCCCAUCGAUCAUCCUGGCAAGCCCUUCAGCUACGUACAACCCCUCAACACCACCAUCCUGACCCCCUAUGGCUCGUCGCCCGCGGUAUACCCUUCGCCCAAUAUCACCGGUAUCGGCGGCUGGGACAAGGCUCUAGCCAAGGCUAAGAGCUGGGUCUCCCAACUCACUCUGGAAGAAAAGACUUGGAUGGCCACCGGCCAACCAGGCCCCUGCGUUGGCAACGUGCUGCCGAUCCCACGUCUCAACUUCACCGGCCUCUGCCUCCAGAACGGCCCGCAGUGCCUACAACAAGGCGACUACUCCAGUGUCUUCGUCAGCGGCGUCUCCGCAGCGGCCAGCUGGGACCGGGAGCUGCUCUACACACGGGGCUACGCGAUCGCACAGGAGCACAAAGCCAAGGGCACUCACGUGGUACUGGGCCCGAUCGGCGGGCCGCUUGGCCGCAGCGCCUACAACGGCCGCACCUGGGAAGGCUUCGCCGCCGACCCGUACCUGACCGGAGUGUGUAUGGAGGAGACAAUUUUGGGCAUUCAAGACGCUGGGGUGCAGGCGAACGCCAAGCACUGGAUCGCGUACGAGCAGGAGACUCAGCGGAACCCCACGUACGCGCCGGACGCCAACGCCACCACCUACAUCCAGGACUCGGUCUCGUCCAACUUGGACGACCGCACUAUGCACGAGAUUUAUAUGUGGCCGUUCGCCAACGCACUGCGCGCCCGAGUCGCCAGCGUCAUGUGCUCCUACAACCGCAUCAACGGGUCGCACGCCUGCCAGAAUUCGUACGCGCUGAACCAUCUGCUCAAAACCGAGCUGGGCUUCCAGGGCUACGUCAUGUCCGACUGGGGCGCCACCCACAGUGGCGUCGCCUCCAUUGAGAGCGGCAUGGACAUGACCAUGCCCGGUGGCUUCACCGUCUACGGCGAGCUGUGGACCGAGGGCUCGUACUUCGGCCAGAACCUCACCGAUGCAGUGCGCAACGGCUCCGUCGCGACGACUCGCUUGGAUGACAUGAUCGUGCGCAUCAUGACGCCCUACUUCUGGCUGGGCCAGGACCAGGCGUACCCAAGCGUCGACGCCUCGGUCGGUUCCCUCAACGUCGAUUCGCCCCCGGACACCUGGCUGUACGACUGGCAGUUCACAGGCGAGAGCAACCGGGACGUGCGUGGUAACCACAGCCAGCUGAUUCGUGCGCACGGAGCGGCGUCGACAGUGCUGCUGAAGAAUGAGCGCAAUGCCUUGCCGCUGCGUAAGCCGCGCAACAUCGUCAUUGUCGGCAACGACGCCGGCCCUGUCACCCAGGGUGCCUCCAACCAGAAGAACUACGAGUACGGAACGCUGGCCAAUGCGGGAGGGUCAGGCACCUGCCGGUUCAGCUUUCUGUCGACCCCACUAGACGCCAUCACCGCGCGGGCCCGCCAGGACGGCGCGCUCGUGCAGACGUGGCUGAACAACACGCUCAUCGCGAGCUCGGGCCUCGCAUCGCUGUGGAACCCACAGCAGCCGGAUGUGUGUCUCGUUUUUCUGAAGAGCUGGGCGGAAGAGAACGAGGACCGCACCUCGCUGGAGCUGGACUGGGACAGCAACGCAGUGGUGGAGGCCGUGGCCAAGGACUGCAACAACACGGUGGUGGUGACACACUCGGCGGGCAUCAACGUGUUGCCAUUCGCCGACCACCCCAACGUGACCGCCAUCUUGGCCGCGCACUACCCCGGCGAAGAGUCGGGCAACUCGCUAGUGGACCUGCUGUACGGCGAUGUCAACCCGUCGGCCAAGCUGCCGUACGUGAUCGCUUACAAUGCCUCGGACUACAACGGGCCCGUCACCUCCGCCGUGCAGACGAACGGCACCUACGACUGGCAGAGCUGGUUCGACGAGGAGCUGGAGGUUGGAUAUCGCUACUUCGACGCGCACAACAUCCCCGUGCGCUACGAGUUCGGAUUCGGCCUCAGCUACACCACCUUCGACCUGAGCGCGCUGCACGCCGCCUCCCCGGCCGCCGGCAAUCUGACGGCCUUGCCCAAUCCGCAGCCCGUCCAGCCCGGUGGUAACCCUGCGCUCUGGGAGACGGUGUAUACCCUGACGGCUAAGGUGAGCAACACCGGCGGCGUAGACGGCUAUGCCAUCCCCCAGCUGUACGUGGGUUUCCCCGACUCGGCGCCCGCGGGGACGCCCCCGAGUCAGCUGCGUGGGUUCGACAAGAUCUGGGUGCCGGCCGGUCAGACCAAGACAGUCAAGUUCGACCUCGCGCGGCGCGAUGUCAGCUACUGGGAUGUCGUGGCGCAGGAUUGGCGCAUCCCCGCCGGUCGGUUCACCUUCAAGGCCGGGUUCAGUAGCCGGGACUUCCACGCCAACGCGACUGCUACGCUAAUCAAGGCGUAGCUUCACCAAUGUAUAUAGUAGAAUGAUGAAUUGAGGAGCCGUAGACCGUCAUGAGACAUGAACCGACUUGAAUGUACAGACAGUGUAUG